GAUUUAUUUAUUAAUUUUUUGCAUUAUUUAAUUUUCAAUGAUAUGGUGAAGUUCUGUGGAUAGUGUGGUAAGUCCCCACUUUCUGUGAGUAUACUCUUCUCCCAUUCCAUCCCUUUGUUUUGUCUCUCUCUUUCUCUAUAAAUAACCCUUUUCCUUCUUUCCUUAGACUCCCCUUCCAACAUACUGCUAUUCUUCUUCUUCUUCUUCUUCCUUCUCUCUCUCUCUCUGCUCCUUUUCUUUCACACCAUAACCAACCAUGGAAGAUCCCUUUGCUUCCAUUCUCAAUUUUCAUGAGAGUUGCGAUGGGUUGAGGCAAAAUCUCUUGGCCACCACACUGGAACUGGAGACGAUGAAGAACGCGAACAGAGAACUUAUGAAUCACUUGAAGAUGGCUUGCAAAGAGAGGGACGAAGCAAGACAAGAACUUCAAAAACUGUUCAAAAAACUAACACCCCCCACUCUGGUUGAAAUCCCUUCCUCCAUGAUGAUUCCAACACCAACCAAAUCCAGCAUCACAGAAUCCAACAGCCCCUCGCACGUUUCCUCCCCCGUAGAUUCCCUUCUCGAGGCAGCUUCUCCUCGGGAGUUCCCCAACAUGAUUGUCGACUCACACAACAACAUGGCUUAUCAUCUCCAACAACCUUUGGUUACGAGGGUGUCCCAGAAGCGCACGUGCGAUGUUGGGGACGAAGUGAUCGAACACCUUGCCAAGAAAAGAACGUUGCCCCAAAAGGGUAUGCUCCUUAAGGCUGUGGUCGAUGCGGGUCCCUUGCUUAAGACACUCCUUGUUGCGGGCCCACUUCCCACGUGGCGCAACCCCCCUUCUUCGCAGACCAUAGAGACUCCAUGCCUCAAUGUUCAAGACUUUGGUUGCAGCAAUGUUAAUAACUUCAAUUUACUGCAGAAACCAACGCUUGCAUUUGCAUCUUCUCGUUCUUUGCAGCCUUCUGUGUUGAAUGUUUCUGCUGUGAACAACAGUGCCUUGCAGAUGAGUUCAAAUACUUCUUGCAAGAAUCUCGCCCCGUCGAGGAUUCCACAGAGCCAUCAGUAUCUUCUAUGAAAUUGAAUCGCCCUCACAAUUAUUUUUAUUCUGUAAAGUGAGUUAGAAAUUUUGGUGUAAAUGGCAUACCCCGGCUCUGAUUCAAUUCUCAAGCUGACCUAUUUUGGUUCUAGUUGAAACAUGACAAUUUAUUGCAAGAUUUUAUUCA
Molecule: messenger RNA, 1208 nt
Organism: Vigna radiata var. radiata (mung bean)
Lineage: Eukaryota; Viridiplantae; Streptophyta; Magnoliopsida; Fabales; Fabaceae
Exons: 2
Coding region: 257-1060 (267 amino acids)
Source: RefSeq, a predicted model, not a curated record